Apus apus (common swift) is the source of this 4140-nucleotide messenger RNA. It is a transcript of the gene CHM, whose product is annotated as CHM Rab escort protein. NCBI's taxonomy places the organism in Eukaryota, Metazoa, Chordata, Aves, Apodiformes, Apodidae. Gene Ontology annotation, molecular function: GDP-dissociation inhibitor activity. Gene Ontology annotation, cellular component: cytoplasm; Rab-protein geranylgeranyltransferase complex; nucleus. Bases 39 to 2003 code for a protein of 654 amino acids. The transcript has 15 exons. Gene Ontology annotation, biological process: small GTPase-mediated signal transduction; vesicle-mediated transport; intracellular protein transport. The record is from RefSeq and is a predicted model, not a curated record.
AUUUCCGGCAGGCGCUCAGCUGACCGGGCCCUCCCAAGAUGGCGGACAACCUGCCCGCCGCCUUCGACGUGCUGGUGAUCGGCACCGGUUUGCCUGAAUCUAUUGUUGCAGCAGCAUGUGCCAGAAGUGGCCAGAGUGUUCUUCACGUUGAUUCGAGAAAUUACUAUGGUGGAAACUGGGCCAGCUUUAGUUUUUCAGGAUUAUUGUCCUGGAUUAAAGAAAAUCAGGAAAAGACAGAUACUGAUGAUGAAUGUGAAGACUGGAGAAAACUGAUCCUUGAAAAUGAAGAAGUUAUUUCUCUUAGAAAGAAAGAUAAAACCAUUCAACAUGUAGAAGAUUUUUGUUUUGAUGAUCAGGAUUCAGCUGAAGGUGUUGAAGAAGCGGGGGCACUGCCAAAGCUCCCUGCCUUUGGAGCCUCUGGUGCUGAAGGGGCUACAGGGGAAUCAGAAGAGGAGUGCCCAGGAAAGGGGAGCACCUUGCCCGAGGCAGAGAGCCAGGAGCCAGGAAAGGAUCCAGGCACAGAGCCAGCGAGCCCAGGAGAAGGGAAUGAUACAGAAAUUACCUCUGAGAAUCAAAGUUCUCCUAGUACCAUGUCAGGCGAGUCCGUCCUGGAGUCGGGAAAAACUGAAGAUGCAGCCUCAGAAAUUUCUGCCCAAGAACCAAAGAAAGUGACUUAUUCCCAAAUUGUUAGAGAAGGCAGAAGGUUUAAUAUUGAUUUAGUUUCCAAGUUGCUUUAUUCCCGAGGUCUGUUAAUUGAUCUUCUGAUUAAGUCAAAUGUGAGCAGAUAUGCAGAGUUCAAAAAUGCAACACGAAUUCUUGCCUUUCGAGAAGGAAAAGUAGAGCAGGUACCUUGUUCUAGAGCAGAUGUCUUCAACAGCAGAAAGCUCACUAUGGUGGAAAAGAGAAUGCUAAUGAAAUUUCUGACAUUUUGUUUGGACUAUGAACAGCACCCAGAUGAAUACCAAGACUAUGAGAACAGUACAUUUGCUCAGUUUUUAAGAACACGGAAGUUAACCCCCAGCUUGCAGCACUUCAUUCUUCACUCUAUUGCAAUGGUUUCUGAGACUGAUUGCAGCACUCUUGAUGGUCUUCAGGCAACCAAAAAAUUUCUUCAGUGCCUUGGCCGCUAUGGCAAUACACCUUUUUUGUUUCCUCUGUAUGGUCAAGGGGAGAUCCCACAGUGCUUCUGCAGGAUGUGUGCUGUGUUUGGUGGGAUCUAUUGUCUUCGCCAUUCUGUGCAGUGCCUGGUGGUGGACAAAGAGUCUGGCCGAUGCAAAGCUAUUGUGGAUCAUUUUGGACAAAGAAUAAGUGCUAAGUACUUCAUUGUGGAAGACAGUUACCUUCCAGAGAGCAUCUGCACAAAUGUGUGUUACAGAGAGAUCUCCAGAGCAGUGCUCAUUACAGAUCAGUCUGUCCUAAACACAGAUUCAGAGCAGCAGGUUUCCGUUUUGAUGGUGCCUCCAGUGGAACUGGGAAAACCAGCAGUUUGUGUCAUUGAGUUGUGUUCCUCAACCAUGACCUGCAUGAAGGAAACCUAUCUAGUCCAUUUAACCUGUCCCUCAACUACAACUGCUAGGGAAGAUUUAGAGCCUGUUGUGCAGAAGUUAUUCAAUCUAAAUACAGGAAAAGAGACUGAAAAUGAAGAAGCACAGAAGCCUAGAGUCCUCUGGGCAGUAUAUUUCAACAUGAGAGAUUCCUCAGGAAUUGACAGAAGUGCAUAUGAUGGCUUGCCCUCCAAUGUUUAUGUCUGUUCUGGACCAGACUCUGCUUUAGGAAAUGACUGUGCUGUCAAACAGGCUGAGACUAUUUUCCAAGCAAUGUUUCCUACUGAGGAUUUUUGCCCAGCACCACCAAAUCCAGAAGAUAUUAUUUAUGAUGAAGACGAGAUUGCACCAGAAGAGUCUGGAUCCAGUAAUUCACCAGAGACAAAACCUGAACCCUCUGCUGAGGAGAGCAGCAGUGGAGAUAGUACUGCUGUUAAGAAAGAAGAUAAUGAAGAAUGAAUUAGCACUGUUUCCUUAGUAGAAGAGGAGGGUGACCCAAACUAAGAUGUAGGAAAGGAAGGGUAAGAAAGAGGGGUUUAGAAACCCAUAGCUGUAUUAUUUGCAAUUGCCUUACUUUCCCCUUAGCUUGAAUAAUCUUCAUCAAGUUUCAUUGAUAGCUGAGACAUUUCUAAAUAUUCAUAGGUCUCCAGAUCCUGGGCUAUUGUAGCUAAACAAAAAACACAGGAAAAAGCAAUUGAAUUUAAAUGCUAAAAUAUAAUUCAUUAUUUGUUGAAGAAAUUUGGUCUUGUUUUCCAUCUUGGUAGGAAUCCUCCAUUUUUUAAACAGGCAACAAGGUGAAACUAAUUGAAAGAAAAAGUGUGCAAGUUUGCCUGCCAGUCAGGAGGAUCUUCUGCUGCAACAUACAGUUCUGCUAAAAGUCAUUGGAUCUGUGCUAGCUAAACAGUUGAAGGUGAGCUUCACAGUCUGUCCUUCAGGGUGGUUUAUGAAUGGAACUUAAAUGCAAUAAUAUUGACAGUUCUGGAGCAGCUUUAGAAUAUGUAAUAAAUGUCAUGUUUAAUUUCAUAGAAUCAUAGAAUGGUUUGGGUUGGAAGGGACCUUAAAGAUCAUCCUGUUCCAACCCCCCUGCAUGGGCAGGGACACCUCCUGCUAGAUCAGGUUGCUCAAGGCCCCAUCCAGCCUGGUCUUGAAGAUCUCUAGGGAUGGGGCAGUCAGAACCUCCCUGGGCAACCUGUGCCAGCAAUCUCACCACCCUCACAGGAAAUAAGUUUUUCCUCAUGUCCAACCUGAAUCUCCUCUCCUUAAGCUUCAAAUUCGUAUAACAGAAAACCUCUUGUAUAAUUUUGAAACUGAUGCCAUAAUUUAGAAAGAAAUAUAACCCAGUAGAUGUUCCCCACGUGAAGCUACUUUACAUUCAAGUUGGCUUUAUUUUAAUAAGAUCUAAUUGAUCACACAUUUUCACUAGUGACUUAAUUUACUGUAGUCAGGAAAAUAGCACAAUAUAAACUCAAUGCUGGAUUUCCCAAUAAAAUUUAUUAUCAUACAUGGAGCAGACCUGUUGUUAGUUUUCCUGGCUUUGUUGCAGGGUUUGGGCCUUUAAUAAGCCAGUAGUUACUUUUUUUGAAGUGUAGUGGCUGAGAAGUUUAGGUGAUGGUUAAGGGAAGAAGGUUUAACUGAUAAUUCCAAAGGUUGGUACUGAUCCUGGUUAAUAGGAUUAAAAUUAGUGUAAGAGCUGUAAAUUACUUGUUUUGUAAUGAUAAAUCAUAAAGCAUUUAUACAAUAAAAUUUAUUGAAUAUUAUUUAUAAGCCUAGUUUUUAUGAAAAAUUACAAAAUGAGAGAGCUGUUGUAAAUGACCAUGAUUAACUUGCACUUCCUCUGAACAAUGCUGGAAAUUAGAUAUUCAGAUAAUGAAAAAUACUUAGCAUUUGCUUAAAGAUUUACCUUAAAAUGUACACCCAGUAGGUCAGUAGUACAUCUUAAAAUAGAGAUCAGUGAAUUUCGAUUAUUUAGGAUUUAAACUUCUACAUGAACUUAGAGUUCUGGCAGUGCUUAAAUAGUGUACAUAAAUAAAACAUACCAUUGAAUAAUGAAUAUUCAGCACUGCCUGAACUGGACACAUCCAGGUUAGCAGUGCACGUGCCUGCCUUUAAAAUGGCUUCAUGCACUAAAGGUUAAUUUAUUUAUUUUUUUACAGCAUAAUUGAUAGGGUUAAGUUCACUUUGUCUUGCAUCAUAAUGCCUUGUCCAAUUUGCAUUUCAGAAACAGGUUGGUUAGUGUUUACAUGCUUUGUUUAUUGGAUAGGCACCCUUGUGUGUGUAAUCCCAAAGUCCUUGGAACAAUAUGUGCUUGAAAUGUUUCCAGUGUUAAACAACAGUUGUCUCACAAUGCUUGUGACUGAGCAGUUAUUUGUAUAUAGUAGUAAGCUGACUGCCUCUUCAUUCAGCUGUAAUUUGUGUGUGUAUUGGAAAGCAUGAGUAUAUGGUGAUUGUAUUUAACAGCUACCAAUCUGUAAAAGAACUGAGUGGAGGAUCUACUUCCUGUUUGUCUUUCAGUAGUAGGGAUCAUAGUUGAAUUUUUCAUCUUCUGUGUUUACAAGGAAGUGGUUUGAUGAAAAUUAAAAGUUUGCUUGCAAAUGCA